UAGCAACAAGUAGCCGAUAUGUGGCAACUCGACGUUCCAAGUUUUGUGAAUUAUGGGGUCUUAAAUAUCAUCUAACACAAACUGAUGAAUGUGAAAAUAGUAAUAAGGAAAAUAAUUUGAUAGUUGCCAAUCCACCAAUCACCAAAUACAAGAGCAAACCUAGAACUAAAAGAUAUAAAGCUGCUACAGAAAAAUCAA
Messenger RNA from Racocetra persica, 198 nucleotides. The record is from the annotation of a GenBank genome assembly. Lineage: Eukaryota; Fungi; Glomeromycota; Glomeromycetes; Diversisporales; Gigasporaceae.